AUGGGCGUAGAAGGAGAGGAGAUGAGGAGCACGGAAGGAGGAGAGAGGGAGGCAGGAAGUAGUGGCCUAGACGGAGGUGUGCAGAGAAGACUCUGGUGGGAAGGAGUGGUAGGGAGAGCCAGAGAAGUUCGAAGAGUGGGGGAGAUGGAUUGUGAGAGGAGUGAGUGUCGCUGACGAGGUAGGGUGAAUGCAGAGUGGUGAGGGAAUGUGUGACAUGACCUGUCUGCUCUCUGUUAAUAUGCAGCUUUGUAUCAGCGACACAUUAUCAGCACAAUGGGCUGUCUGAAAAGUGUGUGCGUGUGUAUAUGUGUGUGUGAGAGUCGGAGUGUGUGUAUGUGUGGGUGACUGACAGAGUGUGUGUAUGUGUGGGUAACUGACAGAGUGUGUGUAUGUGUGGGUGACUGACAGAGUGUGUGUAUGUGUGGGUGACUGACAGAGUGUGUGUAUGUGUGGGUGACUGACAGAGUGUGUGUAUAUGUGGGUAAAUGUCAGAGUGUGUGUAUGCGUGGGUGACUGACAGAGUGUGUGUAUAUGUGGGUAAAUGUCAGAGUGCGUGUUUGCGUGGGUGAAUGACAGAGUGAGUGUAUGUGUGGGUGAAUGACAGAGUUUGUGUAAUGUAUGUGCAUGUGUGUGUGUACAAGAAAGUGUCCUUGUCCAAAGGUUUAUAUGUGAGAGUGGAGAUGCAGGGGGGGGGGGGGGGGGCAAGAUACCUGUCUUUUGCCUCAGUGUGUCUGUCCUUUAUCUGUCUACCUAACAGCUUAUUAUAAAAGAUCAUAGCAUUUGCAUUUACUCAAGUUUGCUGACGACAUGACGGUGGUAGGCCUGAUCACUGGCGUAGAUGAGACCAGCCUACAGGAUGGAGGUCAGUGACCUGGCAGUGUGGUGCCGGGACAACAACCUCUCCCUCAACGUCAGCAAGACAAAGGACAUAACUACAAUAAACGGGGUUGGGGGGCGAGCAUGCCCCCAUCUACAUCGACGGGGCUGCAGUGGUGCGGGUAGAGAGCGUCACAUUCCUCAGUGUCCAAAUCACUAAGGACUUCAAAUGGUCCACUCACACAGUCUUGAAGAAGGCACGACUGCACCUCUUCCCCCUCAGGAAGUUGAAAAGGUUUGGCAUGGGCCCUCAAAUCCUCUAAAAGUUCUACAGCUGCACCAUUGAGAGCAUCUUGACUGGCUGCAUCACCGCUUGGUAUUGCAACAGCACCGCCGUCGAUCUCAUGGCGCUACAGAGGGUGGAGCAGACAGCCCAGUACAUCACUGGGGCUGAGCUCCCUGCCAUCCAGGACCUCUAUAUCAGAGCUCCCUGCCAUCCAGGACCUCUAUAUCUGAGCUCCCUGCCACCCAGAACCUCUAUAUCAGAGCUCCCUGCCAACCAGGACCUCUAUAUCAGAGCUCCCUGCCAUCCAGGACCUCUAUAUCAGAGCUCCCUGCCAACCAGGACCUCUAUACCAGGCGGUGUGAAAAGAAGGCCCGGAAAAUCGUUAAAGAAUCCAGCCACCCAAGCCAUAGACUGUUCUCUCUACUUCCGCACGCCAAGCGGUGCCCCAAGCCAUACGACUGUUAAAUAGCUAACAGACUAUCGGAGUUGACCCUUGUAUUUGAUUUUUGCACUGUCUCUAUACAUACUCACAGAACUCUACACACUCACACACACAUAACAUCCACACACAUUUAUACUGACGAUACACACACUCACAUACAAUCAUCAUAUACGCUGCUGCUAUCUGUUUAUCAUAUAUCCUGACACCUAGUCACCUUCCCCUAUACAUAUCUACCUCUAUCACUCCAGUACCCCUGCACAUUGUUAAUAUGGUACUGGAACUGACCCUGUAUAUAGUCACCUUACCCCUAUACAGUGAGGGAAAAAAGUAUUUGAUCCCCUGCUGAUUUUGUACGUUUGCCCACUGACAAAGACAUGAUCAGUCUAUAAUUUUAAUGGUAGGUUCAUUUGAACAGUGAGAGACAGAAUAACAACAAAAAAAUCCAGGAAAACGCAUGUCAAAAAUGUUAUAAAUUGAUUUGCAUUUUAAUGAGGGAAAUAAGUAUUUGACCCCUCUGCAAAACAUGACUUAGUACUUGGUGGAAAAACCCUUGUUGGCAAUCACAGAGGUCAGACGUUUCUUGUAGUUGGCCACCAGGUUUGCACACAUCUCAGGAGGGAUUUUGUCCCACUCCUCUUUGCAGAUCUUCUCCAAGUCAUUAAGGUUUCGAGGCUGACGUUUGGCAAACUCGAACCUUCAGCUCCCUCCCACAGAUUUUCUAUGGGAUUAAGGUCUGGAGACUGGCUAGGCCACUCCAGGACCUUAAUGUGCUUCUUCUUGAGCCACUCCUUUGUUGCCUUGGCCGUGUGUUUUGGGUCAUUGUCAUGCUGGAAUACCCAUCCACGACCCAUUUUCAAUGCCCUGGCUGAGGGAAGGAGGUUCUCACCCAAGAUUUGACGGUACAUGGCCCCGUCCAUCGACCCUUUGAUUAGGUGAAGUUGUCCUGUCCCCUUAGCAGAAAAACACCCCCCUAAGCAUAAUGUUUCCACCUCCAUGUUUGACGGUGGGGAUGGUGUUCUUGGGGGUCAUAGGCAGCAUUCCUCCUCCUCCAAACACGGCGAGUUGAGUUGCUGCCAAAGAGCUCGAUUUUGGUCUCAUCUGACCACAACACUUUCACCCAGUUCUCUUCUGAAUCAUUCAGAUGUUUAUUGGCAAACUUCAGACGGGCCUGUAUAUGUGCUUUCUUGAGCAGGGGGACCUUGCGGGCGCUGCAGGAUUUCAGUCCUUCACGGCGUAGUGUGUUACCAAUUGUUUUCUUGGUGACUAUGGUCCCAGCUGCCUUGAGAUCAUUGACAAGAUCCUCCCGUGUAGUUCUGCGCUGAUUCCUCACCGUUCUCAUGACCAUUGCAACUCCAAGAGGUGAGAUCUUGCAUGGAGCCCCAGGCCGAGGGAGAUUGACAGUUAUUUUGUGUUUCUUCCAUUUGCGAAUAAUCGCACCAACUGUUGUCACCUUCUCACCAAGCUGCUUGGCGAUGGUCUUGUAGCCCAUUCCAGCCUUGUGUAGGUCUACAAUCUUGUCCCUGACAUCCUUGGAGAGCUCUUUGGUCUUGGCCAUGGUGGAGAGUUUGGUGGAGAGCUCCCUUUAAGAGUGUGCUCCUAAUCUCAGCUCGUUACCUGUAUAAAAGACACCUGGGAGCCAGAAAUCUUUCUGAUUGAGAGGGGUUCAAAUACUUAUUUCCCUCAUUAAAAUGCAAAUCAAUGUAUAAACAUUUUUGACAUGCGUUCUUCUGGAUUUUUGUUUUGUUAUUCUGUCUCUCACUGUUCAAAUAAACCUACCAUUAAAAUUAUAGACUGAUAAUUUCUUUGUCAGUGGGCAAACGUACAAAAUCAGCAGGGGAUCAAAUACUUUUUUCCCUCACUGUACAUAUCUAUCUCCAUCACUCCAGUAUCCCUGCACAUUGUUAAUAUGGUACUGGAACUGACCCUGUAUAUAGUCCCCUGACCCCUAUACAUAUCUACCUCCAUCACUCCAGUAUCCCUGCACAUUGUUAAUAUGGUAUUGGAACUGACCCUGUAUAUAGUCACCUUACCCCUAUACAUAUCUACCUCCAUCACUCCAGUAUCCCUGCACAUUGUUAAUAUGGUAUUGGAACUGACCCUGUAUAUAGUCCCCUGACCCCUAUACAUAUCUACCUCCAUCACUCCAGUAUCCCUGCACAUUGUUAAUAUGGUAUUGGAACUGACCCUGUAUAUAGUCACCUUACCCCUAUAUAUAUCUACCUCCAUCACUCCAGUAUCCCUGCACAUUGUAAAUAUGGUAUUGAACUGACCCUGUAUAUAGUCACCUUACCCCUAUACAUAUCUACCUCUAUCACUCCAGUAUCCCUGCACAUUGUUAAUAUGGUAUUGAACUGACCCUGUAUAUAGUCACCUUACCCCUAUACAUAUCUACCUCCAUCACUCCAGUAUCCCUGCACAUUGUUAAUAUGGUAUUGGAACUGACCCUGUAUAUAGUUACCUUACCCCUAUACAUAUCUACCUCCAUCACUCCAGUAUCCCUGCACAUUGUUAAUAUGGUAUUGAACUGACCCUGUAUAUAGUCACCUUAGCCCUAUACAUAUCUACCUCCAUCACUCCAGUAUCCCUGCACAGUGUUAAUAUGGUACUGGAACUGACCCUGUAUAUAGUCACCUUACCCCUAUACACAUCUACCUCCAUCACUCCAGUAUCCCUGCACAUUGUUAAUAUGGUAUUGAACAGACUCUGUAUUUAGCUUCUUACUUUCUCCUGUUCUUCUUAUUUUGAUAUCUUAUGUAUUUUUGUUCUACCUUGUUUAUUUUUAGUGCUACAUUGAUAUUGAUUACUGCAUUGUUGGGUUUAGAGUUAGCAAGAAAGGCAUUUCACUGUACUAGUGCACUUGACAUUAAAACUUGAAACUAUCUUUCUCAGAGAAUCCCUAUCUAUUAAGAUAAUAACUAUUUCGACAGUGAUGCAACAUGGUCUAUGAUCUCCAGUAGCCAGCCUAUGUGUUAAUCUAGCAGAACACCAGGUUAAGACAUUUCCCUUUACUACAUACCCAAACUGUUACCAACAACCAUCCACAGCUUACACCUCAGUAACCUCCCAGACUAGUUUAGACACUCCAGCAACCUCCCAGACUAGUUUAGACACUCCAGUAACCUCCCAGACUAGUUUAGACACUCCAGUAACCUCCCAGACUAGUUUAGACACUCCAGUAACCUCCCAGACUAGUUUAGACACUCCAGUAACCUCCCAGACUAGUUUAGACACUCCAGUAACCUCCCAGACUAGUUGUGUGAGCCAGCGCCAGGAGAAGGGUAUGACUUGACGGUGUUGUGUGUGUUAACUACAGACACAUAUACAACAAGGUUCCAGCUCCAACGGCGGUAGCUCAUGUAAUUGGCUUCAGCCAAACAUUUGUGAGGAGUGACUACAGCACAGUACUUCACAGUACAUCACAGUACAGCACAUCACAGUACAUCACAGUACAGCACAGUACAGCACAUCACAUCACAGUAUAUCACAGUACAGCACAGUACAUCACAGUACAGCACAGUACUUCAAAGUACAGCACAGUACAGCACAGUACAUCACAGUACAGUACAUCACAGUACAGCACAGUACAUCACAGUACAUCACAGUACAUCACAGUACAGCACAGUACAUCACAGUACAUCACAGUACAGUACAUCACAGUACAGCACAGUACAUCACAGUACAGCACAGUACAGCACAGUACAGCACAGUACAGCACAGUACAUCACAGCACAGUACAGCACAAUACAGUACAUCACAGUACAUCACAGUACAGCACAGUACAUCACAGUACAGUACAUCACAGUACAUCACAGUACAUCACAGCACAGUACUUCACAGUACAGCACAGUACAGCACAGUACAUCACAGCACAGUACAUCACAGUACAUCACAGUACCUCACAGUACAUCACAGUACAGUACAUCACAGUACAGCACAGUACAUCACAGUACAUCACAGUACAGCACAGUACAUCACAGUACAUCACAGUACAGUACAUCACAGUACAGCACAGUACAGCACAGUACAGCACAGUACAGCACAGUACAUCACAGUACAGUACAUCACAGUACAUCACAGUACAGCACAGUACAUCACAGUACAUCACAGAAACAGUACAUCACAGUACAGCACAUACUCACAUACAACAGAACAGAAAACAACAGUACAUCACAGCGGGAGGCAGAGAAAGUUGGUACAUUGUUCUCCACUGCCAGAGGUUUUGUUUUUGUGCCAACUCUGCGCCCCGCUAAAUAAUGUACAUUGUUCCCCCGCAGAUCUGUAGUGUCCAACCUCUGCGGCCCCCGCUAAAUAAUGUACAUUGUUCUCCCCUGCAGAGGUGUAGUGUCAACUCUGCGCCCAGCUAAAUAAUGUACAUUGUUCUCCCCUGCAGAUCUGUAGUGUCAACUCUGCGCCCCGCUAAAUAAUGUAAUUGUUCUCCCUGCAGAGGUGUAGUGUCCAACUCUGCGCCCGCUAAAUAAUGUAAUUGUUCUCCCUGCAGAGGUGUAGUGUCCAACUCGCCCCGCUAAAUAAUGUACAUUGUUCUCCCGGCAGAGUGUUGUGUCCAACUCUGCGCCCGCAGUAAAAUAGUGGUCAUUGUUCUCCCCUGCAGAGGUGUAGUGUCCAACUCUGCGCCCCGCUAAUAAUGUAAUUGUUCUCCCUGCAGAGGUGUAGUGUCCAACUCUGCGGCCCCGCUAAUAAUGUACAUUGUUUCUCCCCUGCAGGAGGUUGUAAGUGUCCAACUCUGCGCCCAGCUUAAAUAAUGUACAUUGUUCUCCCCUGCAGAGGUGUAGUGUCCAACUCUGCGCCCGCUAAAUAAUGUACAUUGUUCUCCCCCCUGCAGAGGUGUAGUGUCCAACUCUGCGCCCCGCUAAAUAAUGUACAAUUGUUCUCCCAUGCAGAGGGUUUUAGUGUCCAACUCUGCGCCCACGCUAAAUAAUGUACAUUGUUCUCCCCUGCAGAGGUUGUAGUGUCCAACUCUUGCGCCCCGCUAAAUAAUGUACAUUGUUCUCCCCUGCAGAGGUGUAGUGUCCAACUCUGCGCCCCGCUAAAUAAUGUACAUUGUUCUCCCCUGCAGAGGUGUAGUGUCCAACUCUGCGCCCCGCUAAAUAAUGUACAUUGUUCUCCCCUGCAGAGGUGUAGUGUCCAACUCUGCGCCCCGCUAAAUAAUGUACAUUGUUUCCUCCCCUGCAGAGGUUGUAGUGUCCAACUCUGCGCCCCGCUUAAAUAAUGUAACAUUGUUCUCCCACUGCAGAGGUGUAGUGUCCAACUCCUGCGCCCCAGCUAAUAAUGUACAGUGUUCUCCCCUGCAGAGGUGUAGUGUCCAACUCUGCGCCCCGCUAAAUAAUGUACAUUGUUCUCCACCCUGGCAGAGGUGGUAGUGUCCAACUCUGCGCCCCGCUAAAUAAUGUACAUUGUUCUCCCUGCAGAGGUGUAGUGUCCAACUCUGCGCCCCGCUAAAUAAUGUACAUUGUUCUCCCCUGCAGAGGUGUAGAGUGUCCCAACUCUGCGCCCCAGCUAAAUAAUGUACAUUGUUCUUCUCCCCCUGCAGAGGUGUAGUGUCCAACUCUGCGCCCCGCUAAAUAAUGUACAUUGUUCUCCCCUGCAGAGGUGUAGUGUUCCAACUCUGCGCCCCGCUAAAUAAUGUACAUGUUCUCCCCUGCAGAGGUGUAGUUGUCCAACUCUGCGCCCCGCUAAAAUAAUGUACAUUGUUCUCCACCUGCAGAGGUGUAGUGUCCCAACUCUGCGCCCGCUAAAUAAUGUACAUUGUUCUCCCCUGCAGAGGUGUAGUGUCCCAACUCUGCGCCCCGCUAAAUAAUGUACAUUGUUCUCCCUGCAGAGGUGUAGUGUCCAACUCUGCGCCCCCCUAAAAAAUGUACAUUGUUCUCCCCUGCAGAGGUGUAGUGUCCAACUCUGCGCCCCCCGCUAAAUAAUGUACAUUGUUUCCCCUGCAAGGUGUAGUGUCCAACUCUGCGCCCCGCUAAAUAAUGUACAUUGUUCUCCCCUGCAGAGGUGUAUUUGUCCAACUCUGCGCCCCGCUAAAUAAUGUACAUUGGUUCUCCCCUUGCAGAGGUGUAGUGCCCAAAACUCUGCACCCCGCUAAAUAAUGUACUUUGUUCUCCUGCAGAGGUGUAGUGUCCAACUCUGCGCCCGCUAAUAAUGUGCAUGUUCCCCCGCAGAGGUGUAGGGGUCCAACUCUGCGCCCCGCUAAAUAAUGUACAUUGUUCUUCCCCUGCAGGGGUGUAGUGUCCAAUUUCUGCCCCCGCUAAAUAAUGUACAUUGUCUCCCCUGCAGAGGUGUAGUGUCCAACUCUGCCCCCGGCUUAAAUAAUGUACAUUGUUCCCCCCUGCAGAGGUGUUGUGUCCAACUCUGCGCCCCGCUAAAUAAUGUACAUUGUUCUCCCCUCCAGAGGUGUAGUGUCCAACUCUGCGCCCCGCUAAAUAAUGUACAUUGUUCUCCCCUGCAGAGGUGUUGUGUCCAACUCUGCGCCAGGCUACAUUGUUCUCCCCUGCAGAGGUGUAGUAUCCAACUCUGCACCAGGCUACAUUGUUGUCCCCUGGAGUGGUGUUCAGUGCAGCUCCAUAUUAAAUCACUGCUCAUUGAUGUCCCUGCAGAGCAGAGAGAGCGGUGCUGUUCAACUCUGCAGUCCGCACCUUGUUAAAUCCAGCCACAUGUCCGUCAGCUCUGCAGUAACAGUUCAAUGCCCCUCAGUGACUGAUAUUGCGCCCCGUUUGGUCCAGCUCCUACCACAGCAUGACAGACCUGGGCUUUGUCCCAACUGGCACCCUAUUUCACUAUAUAGUGCAGCACUUUUGACCAGAGCUCUAUUUCCUUUGUAGUGCACUACUUGUGACCAUGGCACCAUGGGCUCUGGUAAAAAAAAAGAAAAAAAAAGCAGUGCACUACAUAGGGAAUAGGAUGCCAUUUGGGACACAACCCUGGGGCUCUGUGGGUUUCUGACACCAGGAUGAGAAGAGGGGACUGACUGACUACGUCUCUCCCCCGAUCUACCACAUUGUUUAACCCAAAAGGCUCAGACUUUUCUGUUUCCAUCUACGCGGGCAGUCAUCCAUGGCUCCGGCGGACCUGCUCUGACUUGAAGCCAAGGCAAGGCCCUGGGUACAUUUCAGCUGUCAUUUACAGAACAACGGCUCACUGUGGACUUUAACACCGUCUCACAAAGCACCAGUCUUGAAUGAUGCAGAGGUUGUUGAUUCUGCUCGCCACAAGUCUUUAGUGUCACCCUCCUGAUGGAAACACAACAACACUAAAGCCUAUAUUAACAUAAAACUCUGGUGAUACCCUGGUGAUACCCUGGUGAUACCCUGGUGAUAACCUGGUGAUAACCUGGUGAUACCCUGGUGAUAACCUGGUGAUACCCUGGUGAUACCCUGGUGAUAACCUGGUGAUAACCUGGUGAUACCCUGGUGAUAACCUGGUGAUACCCUGGUGAUACCCUGGUGAUACCCUGGUGAUACCCUGGUGUGGGGGAAAGUCAAGAUGGAGAAGCACCAAUAGAGCGGGCCCCAAGGUGUAUAGAGAGGGCUCAGUGGGCCCCAAGGUUUAUAGAGAGGGAUCAGAGGGCCCCAAGGUUUAUAGAGAGGGCUCAGUGGGCCCCAAGGUAGCGGCAGGUAGCUUAGUGGUUAAGAGCGUUGUGCCAGUAACCGAAAGGUCGCUGGUUCUAAUCCCCGAGCCGACUAGGUGAAAAAUCUGUCAAUGUGCCCUUGAGCAAGGCACUUAACCCUAAUUGAUCCUGUAAGUCGCUUUGGAAAAGAGCGUCUGCUAAAUGACUUAAAUGUUAAAUGUAGAGAGGGCCCCGAGGUUUAUAGAGAGGGAUCAGAGGGCCCCAAAGUUUAUAAAGAGGGAUCAGAGGGUUCAGAGGUUUAUAGAGAGGGAUCAGAGGGAUCAGAGGGCUCCAAGGUUUAUAGAGAGGGAUCAGAGGGCUCCAAGGUUUAUAGAGAGGGAUCAGAGGGCCCCAAGGUUUAUAGAGAGGGAUCAGAGGGCCCCAAGGUUUAUAGAGAGGGAUCAGAGGGAUCAGAGGGCUCCAAGGUUUAUAGAGAGGGAUCAGAGGGCCCCAAGGUUUAUAGAGAGGGAUUAGAGGGCUCCAAGGUGUAUAGAGAGGGAUCAGAGGGCCCCAAGGUUUAUAGAGAGGGAUUAGAGGGCUCCAAGGUGUAUAGAGAGGGAUCAGAGGGCCCCAAGGUUUAUAGAGAGGGAUCAGAGGGAUCAGAGGGCUCCAAGGUUUAUAGAGAGGGAUCAGAGGGCCCCAAGGUGUAUAGAGAGGGAUCAGAGGGCCCCAGGGUUUAUAGAGAGGGAUCAGAGGGCUCCAAGGUUUAUAGAGAGGGAUCAGAGGGCUCCAAGGUUUAUAGAGAGGGAUCAGAGGGCUCCAAGGUUUAUAGAGAGGGAUCAGAGGGCCCCAAGGUUUAUAUCAGAGGGCUCCAAGGUUUAUAGAGAGGGAUCAGAGGGCUCCGGGGGCCCCAAGGUUUAUAGAGAGGGAUCAGAGGGCCCCGAGGUUUAUAGAGAGGGAUCAGAGGGCCCCAAGGUUUAUAGAGAGGGAUCAGAGGGCUCCAAGGUUUAUAGAGAGGGAUCAGAGGGCUCCAAGGUGUAUAGAGAGGGAUCAGAGGGCUCCAAGGUGUAUAGAGAGGGCUCAGAGGGCUCCAAGGUUUAUAGAGAGGGAUCAGAGGGCCCCAAGGUUUAUAGAGAGGGAUCAGAGGGUUCAGAGGGCCCCAAUGUUUAUAGAGAGGGAUCAGAGGGCCCCAAGGUGUAUAGAGAGGGAUCAGAGGGCCCCAAGGUUUAUAGAGAGGGAUCAGAGGGCCCCAAGGUUUAUAGAGAGGGAUCAGAGGGUUCAGAGGGCCCCAAGGUUUAUAGAGAGGGAUCAGAAGGCCCCAAGGUGUAUAGAGAGGGAUCAGAGGGCCCCAGGUUUAUAGAGAGGGAUCAGAGGGCUCCGGGGGCCCCAAGGUUUAUAGAGAGGGAUCAGAGGGCCCCGAGGUUUAUAGAGAGGGAUCAGAGGGCCCCAAGGUUUAUAGAGAGGGAUCAGAGGGCUCCAAGGUUUAUAGAGAGGGAUCAGAGGGCUCCAAGGUGUAUAGAGAGGGAUCAGAGGGCUCCAAGGUGUAUAGAGAGGGCUCAGAGGGCUCCAAGGUUUAUAGAGAGGGAUCAGAGGGCCCCAAGGUUUAUAGAGAGGGAUCAGAGGGUUCAGAGGGCCCCAAGGUUUAUAGAGAGGGAUCAGAGGGCCCCAAGGUGUUAUAGAGAGGGAUCAGAGGGCCCCAAGGUUUAUAGAGAGGGAUCAGAGGGCCCCAAGGUUUAUAGAGAGGGAUCAGAGGGUUCAGAGGGCCCCAAGGUUUAUAGAGAGGGAUCAGAGGGCCCCAAGGUGUAUAGAGAGGGAUCAGAGGGCCCCAAGGUUUAUAGAGAGGGAUCAGAGGGCCCCAAGGUUUAUAGAGAGGGAUCAGAGGGCUCCAAGGUUUAUAGAGAGGGAUCAGAGGGCCCCAAGGUUUAUAGAGAGGGAUCAGAGGGCCCCAAGGUUUAUAGAGAGGGAUCAGAGGGAUCAGAGGGCUCCAAGGUUUAUAGAGAGGGAUCAGAGGGCCCCAAGGUUUAUAGAGAGGGAUUAGAGGGCUCCAAGGUGUAUAGAGAGGGAUCAGAGGGCCCCAAGGUUUAUAGAGAGGGAUUAGAGGGCUCCAAGGUGUAUAGAGAGGGAUCAGAGGGCCCCAAGGUUUAUAGAGAGGGAUCAGAGGGAUCAGAGGGCUCCAAGGUUUAUAGAGAGGGAUCAGAGGGCCCCAAGGUGUAUAGAGAGGGAUCAGAGGGCCCCAGGGUUUAUAGAGAGGGAUCAGAGGGCUCCAAGGUUUAUAGAGAGGGAUCAGAGGGCUCCAAGGUUUAUAGAGAGGGAUCAGAGGGCUCCAAGGUUUAUAGAGAGGGAUCAGAGGGCCCCAAGGUUUAUAUCAGAGGGCUCCAAGGUUUAUAGAGAGGGAUCAGAGGGCUCCGGGGGCCCCAAGGUUUAUAGAGAGGGAUCAGAGGGCCCCGAGGUUUAUAGAGAGGGAUCAGAGGGCCCCAAGGUUUAUAGAGAGGGAUCAGAGGGCUCCAAGGUUUAUAGAGAGGGAUCAGAGGGCUCCAAGGUGUAUAGAGAGGGAUCAGAGGGCUCCAAGGUGUAUAGAGAGGGCUCAGAGGGCUCCAAGGUUUAUAGAGAGGGAUCAGAGGGCCCCAAGGUUUAUAGAGAGGGAUCAGAGGGUUCAGAGGGCCCCAAUGUUUAUAGAGAGGGAUCAGAGGGCCCCAAGGUGUAUAGAGAGGGAUCAGAGGGCCCCAAGGUUUAUAGAGAGGGAUCAGAGGGCCCCAAGGUUUAUAGAGAGGGAUCAGAGGGUUCAGAGGGCCCCAAGGUUUAUAGAGAGGGAUCAGAAGGCCCCAAGGUGUAUAGAGAGGGAUCAGAGGGCCCCAAGGUUUAUAGAGAGGGAUCAGAGGGCUCCGGGGGCCCCAAGGUUUAUAGAGAGGGAUCAGAGGGCCCCGAGGUUUAUAGAGAGGGAUCAGAGGGCCCCAAGGUUUAUAGAGAGGGAUCAGAGGGCUCCAAGGUUUAUAGAGAGGGAUCAGAGGGCUCCAAGGUGUAUAGAGAGGGAUCAGAGGGCUCCAAGGUGUAUAGAGAGGGCUCAGAGGGCUCCAAGGUUUAUAGAGAGGGAUCAGAGGGCCCCAAGGUUUAUAGAGAGGGAUCAGAGGGUUCAGAGGGCCCCAAGGUUUAUAGAGAGGGAUCAGAGGGCCCCAAGGUGUAUAGAGAGGGAUCAGAGGGCCCCAAGGUUUAUAGAGAGGGAUCAGAGGGCCCCAAGGUUUAUAGAGAGGGAUCAGAGGGUUCAGAGGGCCCCAAGGUUUAUAGAGAGGGAUCAGAGGGCCCCAAGGUGUAUAGAGAGGGAUCAGAGGGCCCCAAGGUUUAUAGAGAGGGAUCAGAGGGCCCCAAGGUUUAUAGAGAGGGCUCAGAGGGCUCCAAGGUUAAUAGAGAGUGA
Messenger RNA from Coregonus sp. 'balchen', 12514 nucleotides. The record is from the annotation of a GenBank genome assembly. NCBI's taxonomy places the organism in Eukaryota, Metazoa, Chordata, Actinopteri, Salmoniformes, Salmonidae.